Molecule: messenger RNA, 671 nt
Organism: Gracilinanus agilis (Agile Gracile Mouse Opossum)
Lineage: Eukaryota; Metazoa; Chordata; Mammalia; Didelphimorphia; Didelphidae
Gene: VAMP5
Product: vesicle associated membrane protein 5
Exons: 2
Coding region: 16-381 (121 amino acids)
Biological process (GO): Golgi to plasma membrane protein transport
Cellular component (GO): plasma membrane
Source: RefSeq, a predicted model, not a curated record
AGGAGGAGGGGAAGGAUGGGCUCUGAGGCUUGGAGGCAAAGGCGAAGUGUGGGGGGAGAAGGGACACGCUUUCACUUUGACCUUGGUCCCCAGGCAGGAAAGGACCUGGAGAGAUGCCAGCAGCAGGCAGAUGAAGUGACUGAAAUCAUGCUGAACAACUUUGAACGGGUCCUGGAGCGGGAUGGCAAACUAGCCGAAUUGGAGCACAGGUCCGACCAGCUCCUAGAUAUGAGCUCCGCCUUCAGCAAGACCACCAAGACCCUGUCCCAGAAGAAGCGUUGGGAGAACAUCCGGUGGCGAGUGAUACUGGGCGUGGUCAUUGGUAGCUUAUUGGUAGUCAUUCUCAUCACGCUGCUGGUCAUCUAUGGAGGCCAGCAGUGAGCCUCGGCUGUUGGGGCAGGGGGAUUCAUCCACGGCCAGAACUCGGGGGAAGAGAGGCCAAUCCCAGCCUGACCACCAAGCCUGUGUGCCAGGAGGCCCCGAGAACCACGGAUGGCAAUGGAGUUGGAAAAACUUUGGGGACUUUUCAUUGGUGAACUUGGUUUCACGCUUGCACCGUUACUAGACUUUGAUGCUUUGAGUCUUGCUGACCCUGAGCCCUACAGGGUCCAAGCCACAUUGCUCCCUUGCUAGGCCGUACAGCGUUUAGUAAAUACCACGAUUGGGUAAAA